Messenger RNA from Acanthosepion pharaonis, 612 nucleotides. The record is from the annotation of a GenBank genome assembly. Lineage: Eukaryota; Metazoa; Mollusca; Cephalopoda; Sepiida; Sepiidae.
AUGCUACUUGUUUCCAAGUCUGCCUGUCUGUUAGGUAAAACUAUAAUCCUCUCUCUCUCUCUCUCUCUCUCUCUCUCUCUCUCUCUCUCUCUCUCUCUCUCUCUCUCUCUCUCUCUCUCUCUGUGUAUCUUGGUUACAUCGACGAAGACCUCAUCAAACACCUUCACCUACAACAUUGUCACAGUUGUUCUGUUUACAGAAUUUCUCAAGUUGAUUGUAGCUAUUGUUAUCUACUUGAAAGACCACACUUGCUCCAGUUUAUACAAGGAAAUUAUUCGGAAUAAACAUGUGUUUGUCAUGUACAUUGUCCCAGCUGCACUUUACAGUCUUUACAACAACUUGCAGUUUGUCAACUUGGCAACAUAUGACCCUACAACAUAUUAUGUUUUGCUGCAGUUCAGAGUUGUUGUUACAGGUAUAGUUUUUCAGAUCCUCUUCAAAAAGCAGCUGAGUUUUAUCCAAUGGGCCUCUAUUUGUUUGCUUACCUGUGGUUGUAUCCUUAAAGACCAACCAGAGUCUCAGCUCCGCAAACAAUUCAGCCAAUCUCAUUGGUUUUCCAUUGUUUUUCAUUAUCAUUCAAGUGUUCUCUUCUUGUUUUGCUGGUGUCUAUAA